GAGAACGAUGAGGACUGGUGCAGAAAGAUCCAGAGUAAGACGUUCUGCUGGUACAACAGUCAGUGGCUGGGCAUGGUGGAGAACCGCCAGCUGGACGGGACCACAGAACCUCAGCAGUACGAAGUGGACCAGGACUUCCUGGAGAGGCCCGACUUGUUCUCCACUGCAGAUGGGAUCAUCUCAGCAGACGGUACCACGGGUCCGGACCAGUUCUUCCCUGACUUUCAGAACAGAGACGAUGGAGAAACCAAACACCUGAGCAGCUCAGAACUCCUCCCUGCUCCCUGAAGGCCACACAGACACAGCUCUGACCUUUCUGCAGGAGGCGGCCAGCUUCUUCUUGAUGAAGGG
This is a messenger RNA of Austrofundulus limnaeus, 351 nucleotides long. RefSeq names its product kinesin-associated protein 3. NCBI's taxonomy places the organism in Eukaryota, Metazoa, Chordata, Actinopteri, Cyprinodontiformes, Rivulidae. The record is from RefSeq and is a predicted model, not a curated record. Gene Ontology annotation, molecular function: kinesin binding. Gene Ontology annotation, biological process: cilium organization; microtubule-based movement. Gene Ontology annotation, cellular component: ciliary transition zone; axoneme; kinesin II complex.